Messenger RNA from Plasmodium knowlesi strain H, 5580 nucleotides. Its product is annotated as RING zinc finger protein, putative. The transcript is spliced from 5 exons. Gene Ontology annotation, biological process: proteasome-mediated ubiquitin-dependent protein catabolic process. Bases 1 to 5580 code for a protein of 1859 amino acids. Lineage: Eukaryota; Apicomplexa; Aconoidasida; Haemosporida; Plasmodiidae. Gene Ontology annotation, molecular function: ubiquitin protein ligase activity. The record is from RefSeq and is a predicted model, not a curated record. Gene Ontology annotation, cellular component: nucleus; cytoplasm; GID complex.
AUGGGGGAAGAAAAUUACACACCAGAUGGUUGCAGUAGCAGCAGUGGCACAAAGAAUCUGGAUUUUAGAGAAAUUCAAAAAGAAAUAGGCGAAUUUAAAAUUAAGCAGAACGAAACCUUCAAUUUUUACCUAGACAGUAUUGACAAAUUGCUGGAAAAGGUUCAAAAGGCCAAGAAAAAUGUAGAAGAAAAAAUAAAUAAAAAAAAAGACACCAUUAAGAUCGAAAGAGACAGAAUGCGUGGAAAUGCAAAUGUGAAUGAUAGUAGUGCCCAGAUUAAUAUCAGCAGUGUAAGUACAAGUGAAGAAAAAAACAAGUACGAUAUUAAGGAGCUAAUAAAAGACGUCAAAGAACUGAAAAUUACAGAAAAGGUGAGUGAAGAAAAUAAAAAAUUUUACAACAUUCUUUUGUCAUCUUAUAGGGGUAUCAUAGCAUUGAUAAAGCAGGAAACUCCAGAAAUUUUCAACAAUGUGAAUAUAAAAAAAAGCGUUAUCCUUAGAUUAAUUCUGCUGCACUUUUUACAAAAGGGCGAUUUCUUUAUGUACUAUGUGUUAAAUAAAGAAAUUUUGAAAAAAAGAAAAAAAAAAAAAAUGGAAAAAUGUAACUCCAUGGUGAAUAGAUUGGACCAGAAUUCCGCCCCCAAUGAAAAGACACAAGUGUUCAAUGAAGGGAAGGUGGCCACCGGCGGGUUCUUGGGAGAAGGCAAGAAUAGGCCAUCCGAAUUCUUCCCUAUGAGUGCCGAUGCGAAAUGUGGGAAGGUACAGCGGGCUGUCCAACCCGGACAGUCAACCUCGGGAUGGAGGGAAGAAACGUUGUAUAAUGGAAACCCAUUUCCGGGUGUGCCCGUCCAGGGGGGGAAAUCCCAAAAUGGUCAUGGUGAUGUUUGCGAAAAUGGGGAUCAAUUUGACUCCCCAAAUGGGCCGCCUAACUGUCUACAGACCAGUGAGGUUCCUGGAGUUAGUUUCCCCAAGAAGGAGAAAAAAUAUUCCGAGGAACAGCACUACACAGUCCUCCUUAACAACAUAAAAAAUGCCAAGUCCGUGUACUCAAAGAGUGAUAUAUUUUCGGAGCUAAAAAAAGAAUAUAUAAGUAAAAUAUCCUUUGAAAAUGACACAGAAAAUAUCGAAUUUGAGCAUGCAUUAAUUGAGAAGGAAAUAUUUGAGGGAUACACAAAACUACACAGGAUUUUGUAUAACCUGAAGAGGUUCCAAGUUGACACGUGUAUCGGGUGGUACAAUAACUGUAGCGAAACGACGAGGAAGAAAUAUGUAAAGUUAAUUUAUUUACUACACUGUAUUAAUUAUUUAAGGUAUUCGAAGGAAGAUAAGGAGAAGGCACUUAGCUGCUUAAGGAACCUCAUGAUAAACUACAGUAAAAAUAGAUCGCACAUAUCGAGACUGAGCACGUUCAUUUGCAUCGGUGUGGAUAACAUUUUCUUUAAAAGUAUGUUUUCAAAUGUCCAUUCGAAGGUUUUCAAUUUUUUUAAGAGAGCUUUUAAUGAGGAGGGCAUUCUCAUCCCCUUGCCCAGGAAAGACAAGCAGGCAAGAGAAACCAGUCAAAAUCUUCGAAAUUGUGAAAAUGGUACAAAUCGACGGAGGGAUGACCUACAGCACGAUGGGACUGCACAUUGUCGUGACAAUAAGAAAGGAAUAAGUUUGGCUAGUCAUAUGUCGGAAAAACGGAAGAAAAAGAAAAAAAAAAAAUUAACCUCUCGACAGAGUAUUGAGGAUAACCAGGAUCAGCCGUCCGACGGUGAUCGCCGGGAUAACCGAAUUGUGACCACCGCUUUGUCAAAAAGAAAGGAAAAAAAACUAGCCAAAUUGGUACAAAAGAGAAAUGAAAAAAUGAAAAAAAUAAAAACAAAUGAGCACAUUUUGAAGAGAAAAAUAAAGAAAAAUAAACAAAAUGUGAUAGGCAAAAAAUCAAAGAAGAAAAAAAAAAAAAAAAAAAAAAAUAUACACCCUGCAAGUAUGACACAUCAGCAGGUAUAUGGUCUCAGCAACAAAAUCAGGAGCACUCAGGGCCCAUUAAUUCAUAACGAUAUAUAUAAAGAGAAGUACGUUCACUACGAUUCGGACGAUACGUAUGGCAACAUGGGGGAAGAAGAAGAUUACACUCUCCCGUUAAGCGAAACAUUUAUAGAAAAUAGAAUAGAUGAGUUUAUUAGAAAGGAAAAGAGAAUGAGGAACCCAUUCUUUUACGACCCAGCAGAUGAGCAUUAUGUAAAUGGAGAGAGAUUGAUUUUGCCCGAUGUUAGAUACGGCAGUCUUGGAAGGGUAAGACACAGUGGUUACCUUUGUGUUGGAGGAGUAAAAUCCGAGGAAGACAGCGAAGCGGAUGACAAACUGAACAAAGGAUGGUACAGCCACGUUUUCAAAUGCACCAAAGACGUUUUUGUCGAAGUAAAUGCAGGAAAAAAUGAAUCCAAUUUUUCAAGGAACGAAAAGGAAGAAGGACAAAUGCUGGGGGAAAAUUACAAUUACAUUCAUCGUAGAUGUAAGAAUAAAAAGAAGGAAAAAGAAGCUGUCUAUUUGUACGAACUAAGCGAAAGUGAAUUUUCGAACAUGUACCAAAAUGAUACCUCCUAUAUUACGUACAAAACGUUAAAAAAAGCAACACAGUUUUAUGACAAUAAUGACACAAAAAUUAUAGAAAGCACGAAUAAGAAUUUAAAUUGUGGCUAUAUAAACUUUCUAAAUGUCAGUAGCACUUAUUGUACGAGCAAUUCAUACUAUGAUAGGGGUUCCCGUUUUAGUUUCCUCCAUGGUAGAAAUAGUGAAUGUGUUAACUUUUGCAAACAACCAAGUGGUUACAAUUGCAAUGUUUCGGAGACCCAUACAUUUCGUGCGCUAACGAACUCGUGCUUUAUGAAAAAGCCAAACAAUUUGAAGAGGAAAUUUGCCAAGUGUAAAUAUUUAGCGCGUAAUGGUAGAGGUGAAAAGAUGAGCGAAAAAAAAAAAAAAAAAAUGGACACUAUAUUAUCCUCCAAUGAGUGUGCAGCCACCAUGCAUGUAGGGGAUGCCGCAAGUAGAGCACCGUUAUUAUCACAGGAGGAGGGGGAAAAAAAAAGCAUAAGUGAAGACAAAAUCGCGAAUGUUACUAACCUUGGCAUGUGUGACAAGCAGAAGAAAAACAAAAACAUACGGGGGAAUGAAAAGGAAGAAAAAGAUUACGACGAUCAUGACGAUGAUGAUGAGGUAGUAGCAGGAGACCUAAUCAACAGCAGUGGUGCUACCCCAUCAACAAAGGUUAAAAGCGUUGAUGAAGAUUUUGAGUCAUUUAAGGAGCAGGUGCGUGGAGACACAGAGCAUUGGGCUAGUAGCUCACAAAGUUAUAAAACGGCGAGCUCGGACAGAGCCAUGAUGGACUCAAGUGAAGACGAUUUUCACUUCUCCACCUCUGCCAGUUCUGAUGAAAGUGCAAAAAAAGACCUGAACAAAGUGAAAGAACAAGUGGAUUUGAUAAAGGAAGAUUUCAUCAAAAAAAACACUGCCCUUGCUUUGCUAAACACGAACAAUAUACAGGCAUACAAUAGGGCCAUAUUAGCUUCGAAAAAUACCAGAGCAAACAAAACUCCCACCGAUGUAAGCAGAAUUGUACUAACCCAUGCUUUAACGAAUAGAGAAAUGUAUACCCUGCAUAACUCUCUUUCGAACUAUAAAAACAAUGCGGAGUUUCGACGCAUCUGCCUCAAAUGGAAAGCCAAGAAGGAGAAGAGAAAGGAACGACUGAGGGCAAGAAACAAGAGCAGCCGCAGCAAUGACGUUAAGCAGAAGAGGAGAAAAAAAAAAAAAAAAAAAAAGAGUACAAAGGAUAGCAAAAUGGGUAUGCAAAAUAAGGAAAAGGAAAAAGAGAACACAGAAGGAGAAAAAACAAACACGCCACAUAAGGAAGUGGAACAGAAAAAAGAACAACAAAUGGUAGAACAAUCACAAGUGGGGCAGAAUGUCACAUCUGCGGAGGAAAAGCUUCAGAAAAACGUCGAAGAUGAAGAAAAAAUAAUUGCUCCAUAUAAAUCGAAUACCGAGAAUCCACCGUCUAUCGAGGCAAGAAAAGACACCGAAGUUUUACUCACCCAGUCGAAAGAAGGGACCCUCCCCGAAAAUGUUCAAGAACACGAAACCAAAAUGGAAGUAGGUGUAAUGGUUCUAUCUGAAAAAUUCGAAGAAAGAAAAGAAGGUAAUGGUGGCGAGGUACACACAGAACAGGAGCGUAACUGGGAAUCUUCCGAAAAGGUAGAAGACUCCCAUAGCGCCUUAAGGGAUGAGGGAGUCAUUCCGGAAGGCAGCACAAACGAGACUAGGAACAACCCAAGUGGUGCUGGUAACAAUGCGAACUAUGCUACUGAGCAGAGCGUGGAGGAAAUUCAUCACAAGUGUUUAGAGGCCAAGGACAGAAAAGAUGAAAAAGAAAAUAGAGAAAAGGGAGCAGAGCAGAACCAGGGGAUGACGGUAGUAGAAUCGAUAGAAUCAAUGGAAGCGGUGGAAGCAGCAGUCCAAAGGACACAUCCCCCAGUAGAAGAACAGUGCAAAGACGAAGCAGUCGAAAGGAACCGAAACGAGGAGAAAAUAGAGAAUUUGAGGAAGAAAAACGAGGUAGACGCAGAAAAAGAAUCAGACGAAAAGGAUUACCCGAAGGAUCUGAAGGACGGAGAAAAGAUGAAGCGCAAGGAAAACGCCGAGGCAAAAAUCAGGAAGGAAAAAAAGGGAGUUUUCUUGGGGUCCUACAAAAAGAAUUUUAAAAAGAGAAGGUAUGACCCCAAUUUCUUUUACGACGAGAAGAUGCAAGUCAAGAUGAAGAGAAAAAAAAACGAAAAAAGUGACAAAAAGAUCGCUAGGACUAAAAAAGAGGGUUACGAGUGCUUCAGGAGCGCCAAGUGUGUUGCAGGUAAAAAAGGACUCCGUCGAAGAGGCCAAGACAGCGACGGCGAAGGAAAGAAGAAAGGGGACUCGAACAAAAAGGACAAAAAAAAAAAUAAAGAGAAAAAGAAAAAAGAAGACAAUAAAGGAAAGCCGCAAGAUAGUAAGGACCCCGGAAAGGAGCAAAACAGUACAAGUUGUGAAGAUAUCCAAAUUGAGAGGGGAAGGAAAAAGAACUGCAAGGAGAAAAAGGUUUACAUCCACUUGGAGAGCCCCCUAUCUGUUCUUGUAUGCGGAGGACUGAUCUCCUCGAAGAAGCUUAUAGAAGCCCAGGCCAUCUUGAAGGAAAAUAACAGAAGACUACAGGAGGCCAAGAACGGCCCUUCCCUAACUUUUGCAAGCGAUAAAAACGGAGAUAAAUGCUUUGACAAAUUUGGGAAAGACAAAAAUAAAAAGAACAAAGACAACAACGCCCUCUUUUCAAACUCUCUGGCGGUAGAAGUUGAUUUGAGUGGAUGUUUUUUUUUCCACUCCUCCUUUACCUGUCCCAUUAGUAGGGACAAAUCUUCCAAGGAUAAUCCUCCCUACGUGCUCAGAUGUGGACAUGCCAUUUGCAAGAGCUGCGUGGACAAAAUUCACGCUCAGAGAUCCAGACAGUUCAAGUGCCCCAUGUGCCCCCAGUAUCUGCAUUUAAUAGAGAUAAUUCCGCUGUACUUUAACUAA